AGACUUGGCAGCUGUGGCAUGAACGGCUGGCCUGGCAUGCGGCAACGCGGCACGCUACAUGCGGCACACUACGCACGACACUUCCUACAACUCGAGAUGCAUCACCGAGAGUGGCACGCCUGUGCGAGGCACCAACACGCAGUACACCUGCACCACCCGCAUCCAGUAGCUAUGGUUCAUUCUUCAUCGGCUGUUACAUCUCCCCGUGUUGAUACGUCCCUGUUGCUGCCUCCUCGGCUCAGGACACAUAUGGGCAAAGUGACCGAUGCGCUGACAGUUGUAGCAGGUCUUCUUAGUAGCUCGACACUCUCCGUUAUGGUUCCUGCCACAGUUAGGACACGCUCGAAUAGGCCCAAGGGUGGCGAGGCGGUCGUCAUGCCUAUCCGAGCCUCCCCGUUUACCUUUUCGGUCAUCCCGGUGGGAAUCAGCCGUCCUUUUUCUCAAACUAGAGCUAGGCGGCGCAGAGGAGAUGGGCUGAGCAUAUUGAAUGAAAGUCUGGACAAGCUGAGAAGCAUGAUAAUAGGAGGGGACUGGAGUUAUAGGAAUGAGACAAAUCUCCACCUCCUGAGCCCGACUCACAGU
This is a messenger RNA of Striga hermonthica, 582 nucleotides long. The record is from the annotation of a GenBank genome assembly. NCBI's taxonomy places the organism in Eukaryota, Viridiplantae, Streptophyta, Magnoliopsida, Lamiales, Orobanchaceae.